AUGUGUGCGGCGCCGUUUUGCGAGCCGAAAAGACGCGAUUUCGGCCUCGCGUCUUUCGGAGAACGCGGUUUCGGCGGCCUUCUGCCGGAUAUUUGCGAUAACUCGCCGCGGACCUCAUUCCUGCCCCAGUACAACUUGGAGUCGUUCUGGAGGACGGAAAUCCCGCCGUUGUCUUUUGAUCUUCCCCGACCGAUGAUUGAGCCGAGGGCUGCGAAGGUUAUUCUUUGAUUAUUUAGUUUUUUAUUUUUUUAGUUUUUAUUUAAAUGGUUUCACUAGAAAGUUGAUUUCAAAUUGAUUUUUUUUUUGAUUCUGUUUACAAACUUGGAAAUGGGGGAGAGUCUGGACUUUACUUUAAAAGUUUUUUGGUUUAGCGCAUCGUGGGAGAAUACUUUUCCAAUGAAAAUUAGUGUUAUUCUGAAGUUUUCGAAUUUUGGUGCUUCCAGUUUUCAAUUUGAGCUCAAAAAGCUUUUCUGGCUUUGCUCGGUAUGAAUUCGCUCAUUUUUCCUCUUUUUCUCCCACACAAGUAGAGCUUUUUCGGUGGCCGAACGAGAACACGAUAGAUUUUGCAAAAAUUUCAAAAUUUCGUUGAAGGGUUAAUUUUUUCAUGAAAAAAUGCUCUUUGAAAAAACUCAGGAGAAAAUUCUUCUAAAAGAUUAUUUAUAACUAUUUUCCUAUCUAAAUUAAUUACAUAUUCGAAUUUUCAGCUCCGGCUUCUACGUCUACCGGGCUCCUUCACUCCCGAAACGCCGGACUAUGAACUUUUCAAUCGGAAUCUCCUGACCGCAAAGGUGUUUGAAAAUGAGGAAGGGUCGUAUAUUCGCGUCUGGACUGUCAAUGAAAGAUCGAACUGUCGAACCGUGGAACUUUUCGAUGUUCAGGUAGGGCAUACUGAUACUAUGGCCAAGAAAGGAACGGUUCUCUAAAAAGAUUAUUGCAGCUUCAAAAAAAAAAUCGAGAAUUCAAUGGAGAGAUCCUCAUUUUGAAAAAGAAACUAGGAAAGAAUGGGGAUCGGAAAAUAUUCAGAAGUGACUAAAAUGCCAAAAUGAAAGUUCAGAAGACUUUUUUUGUUAUUCAAGGCCUUCGAAAUUGCUGAAAAAGCCAGUGAGUACUUCCAACACCUCAUGUUUCAGUUGGAUGACCGAUGCUUACCGAAAGAAGAAGUUCAUGAGAAGUACGAUCGACGGAAGAAACUGAAGGAGGCGGUGAUGGAACUCCGAUAUUCUGAAGUUCUCGACGAUGAAGCCUCGGUUUGGGCGAGGGCUUCUCAUUCGUUGGCUCUGUUUCGGGAAGGAUUCGACGGAAAACCCGAAAUUGUGUUUCGAGUGAGAUUUGGAACGAUUUAAAAAGAAUGAAGAACGUUUCCUAACAAUAAUUAAUGUACGUUGAGGCUUGUAUUUACAUGGUCUCAGGGAUUUUUAGGGUUUUAGAAGUUUUACAAAUCUGCUCUGAGUGUAUUGGGACGUACAGAAUUGAAAUAUUUCUCUUAUUUUCACGUAAAAAGUGAAGCUGAUCCGUAGAAUAAUGUAUUAAGAAAAUAAAUUUCAAAUAGCGUCGUUUUUAAAGUAACUCUAUUUGAAAAGAAAAAAAAAACGUUAGUUUUUUUGAAAUAUAUUUCAUUAUUGUACAUCAUCAAGAGAUGACUUGUUGAGAAAAGAAGUCAUAAUUUUAGUGCCUUUUAACUUUAAAAUCUCGUGUAACUCAAUUUUAUAAGGCGGGCGGAAGGCUACUGAGUUUGGAAAUAGAGAUCGAUUUUGCAUUUUCGAAUGGAAACAGUUUCAGAAAUUUAGAACCAAAAAUAAGAAGAGAAUGUGCUGAAAUUUAUUUAACAAUUCUCUCUACAGGAACCUGUGCGAAGCUUCGAAGAAAAUACUCUGUUUCGCGGAGAAAUCGCCCUGAUCGACUACUAUCGAACUCUGUGGUGGGGCGAAUUGGGCCACGGCCUCAUGCGCCAUAAAAAUGACAGUUUUGAGAACGAUAUCAAUGUAAUCGAAAUUAAAAGAAAAAGAAUAAGAGAAAUGAAAUUUUUCAGUCAUUGGGAUUCGGAAACCAUCCGAGAGUUUUGUACGCGGCUCUUGGCUCUUCGGUCAAGUCGAUUGAUGUUAGAACGGAAAACUCGGCGGCCGUUUCUUUUUUCGACACUUCUUCGUACGAUUGCAAGGUUUUUGGGUUAUUUCGAGCGGAAAAAAAAGCUCCGUUCAUUUAUUGUGUCUUUGCUUACUUUAGAAAAAAAAUUUUAAUUUUUAGUCAUUUUCUUGACUCGCUUUCACACUUCUGAAUAAAAAAAAGAGCGGGAAAAUACCUUAAACCUUGGCUUUUUUGAUCUGUUUAUCAACUUCUCUUUUCAUUUCUAGCCCAGAAGGCCAGAUCGGAAGCAAAUCAUUGGUGGUUGAAAAAUAGUUGAAGAAAAUAAAAAUUAAUUUGUUAGUAAACAAUACUUUCAGAGAGGCAGCGACAGCGGCUACGUGAAUGAAAAACCCAUCCCGACGCCGGAAAUCCAGCACAUCCGUCUCAUUCCCGACAGUCCGCAGAACUUGAUCGCGAUAUCAUCGCACGCCGUUUACCUGUUCGAUGAGCGGUUCCCCGGCCGACCCCUGAUCACUCUCCUUCAUUCGAUCCCCUUUGGAAGUCACCACGUCGCUGUAUCGCGAGCCGUUCGCGACAUCGCACACGGCGGCGAUAUCGUCUCUUUUUAUGCUCUCGAUCAGCGAGUCUCCGGCAUUUCUGCGACACGACUUUACCAUCAUCGCUCUGGGGUCUGGUCCAGCUGCCAUCCUUUCCGACUCUGCGACAAGCCUGACGACUACAAUCGACUUUUGAAAACGUCUUCUGUUCUGAGAAGAGAGGCUGACCGAAGCUUGGCACUCGUCCAGGGCCUCAAGUUGGAUGCCAAAGAUGUGGAUCUGCUGUUGCGGCAACUUGACGAUGGAAGCGUUUGGCUUCAAAGACUGAUCUAUGGAAAUUUGCAAGGAGACAAGAAGAAUGAAGAGCACGAGGAGAGCCAGAAAAGCAUUGCCAAGUACUGCGAGAGAAAUAAAAUUGCCAAGUACACGGAGAAGAUUGACGACGUUCUAAAGGCCGGUUCCGACGCCUUCAUCAAAGUCCUGGAAAUCGAUGGCAGUGUUAAAGCAAAGGAUUUUGGGAGAGUGGCCAACAAAGAGCUGAGAAACGCGGCCAUCGGACUUUCUUUCGAUUCGAUCCCGCCGCCGAAGACCUUGGAACCGUUGGAGUUCGAAGUGGGAGCCAAACUUUCCCAGCUUGUUUCCGACCUCUUCGAUUUUUCUGUUAGCGAUGACGUUGAUAUGGAAGUUGCUUCUCCUCGGCCCGAAACUCCGGCUUCUUCUAGCAUCGGCCUUUCUGAUAUCGAGUGAUGUUAUGUAUUUAUUUUAGUUGAUCAUCUUUUAAUCGAUAUUAUUUUGGUGUGGGAGGAUACAACUGAAAAUUCUUAACAUCAUUAAGUUUAAUUAUUUUUUUCCUUAUAAGGAGUUAUAGAUUUUUUUAUGAUGAAAAAAAUAGAGAAAUUUAUGAGAAAUUGCUGCUUGUAUACACUCUUUUACAAAGUGACCAUUCAUACUUUUCUCACAGGAAGUUUCUAAAAAAAACGAAAAAAACUUCGAACCAGUUGUAUUCUCCUAUAACUCCUGUUGUUUUUUUUUUGUUCUUCCUCAUAUCCUCUUUCCUGACAAUCAUACUGGUUAUUUGUUCUUUUAUGCCUUGAGAUUUUUCUGUUGACUCAUAGUUCUUUGAUAAGAAUAAAUGUGUGCUUUCAAUCGCUCAAGCCAUUUUUUUCCAUCAAAAUUCGCUUAGAACUAUUCCAAAAUUAUCUCGAUUUUUCCCAACUUCCAGGCGAUUGGUGUGGCUUUCGUGGAUCACACGGCUGCGAAAAUACCAAAUUCGACGCCGCGAAUCUCGCCCAAACUUACAGGUUCAUUGAGUUUAUUGAUUUAUUUUUUAAAGAUUUUUUCUCAGCGCCCUUCUCUGCCUUUCAAUUCUUGGCGAUGAUCUGAGCGGAGUGGACCGAGCAGCGAUUUUGAGAACGAUAACAAAGUCACAGAAGCCUGAUGGAAGGUGAAAAUGUUUGGGAAAAUGUGAAAAAUGUGAAACAUUUUAAUUCUAAGUAUUGUUUUUGAAAGCUCUUUUAUUUUGAAGAGUUCCCGAUUUUUCAAAUUUUAAAGCCAAUAUGUAAUUUUUUUUUACAAGAGUCAGAAAUCAUUGAUUUUUGUGAGAUCCAUCUCAUAACUAGAAAAUUUCUAUGCACAGAGGUUUUGGUUCAUAAAAACUCGUGAAAGAAUUUUGUAAAUUCAGGUUUUCUGAGUUUUGAGAUGUUCGAAGGUGUAAGUGAAUGGGAAGGUCAAAAAAAAAUCUGGUCCUUUAAAGACCUAAAGUAGGUCUGAACAGCUUAUGCUUUGUUGAGAAAAAAAAAACAGUUGAAGUAUCAAAAAUGAAGCUCUAAUCAAUCCCAUUUUGCAGCUUCUGGGGCCAAGGAGUCGGCUCAGAGAGCGACAUGCGGUUCGUCUACUGCGCCGUGACGAUUUGCCACAUCCUGAACGACGACGAGGCGAUCGACUGGGACCGCCUCGGAUCCUUCAUCCGAAGUAGUCGGGGGAUCGACGGCGGCAUCGGCCAAGGACCCGGCGACGAGAGCCAUGGUACACGACUGAAACUGUACCGAACAAGGACAAAUAUUUAGAGCUCCGAAAAAAAAACAGAAAAAAAACAUGUAGUGCUAGGGAAUAUUAGAGAAAACAGGGGGAUAGUUUAGGUUUUUUUGUUUUGGGAAAUUUAACAGUCUGAAAUUUUUUUCGAUUCUACCAUCCGGACGUUGCCGAAAAAUGUUAAUAUCAAUAAGGAAAGCUUUUUUCUGUUGUUUUCGUUGUUUUUUUAGUUAACUUUUCACAAAAGUGAAGACAUAGAGUUCUGUAUAAUCCUUGCUUUUGCUCUUUUUUAUGAGGUCUUUUUGCAUACUAUUAAAAUUUUUUCUCCACAAGAUUUCCGUGACUUCAAUUCAUCAUAAUUUCGCAGUGUUGUCACAAAAAUGAGAAGGAUCAAAUCAAACUUCGAGGAAGAGUUUUUUCUGAAUUUUUGAAACGGAAAGUCCAUUUAUCUCCUUUUUUUGAGUGCUCAGAUUUUUGCCGCACUCGAAAAUUAUAACCUCUUUGAGGAAGGUUUUUCAUCUUUCGAUUCACAGCCAAUAACGUUGUCCUUAUGAUUAUAAAUAUUUUCAAAGGCGGAUCAACCUAUUGUGCGAUCGCCUCUCUUGCAGUAGCGAAUCGGCUGUGGAACGAGAAAGUCUUGAAAAUGGAAGAUUUGGACAGGUUCCUUGAAAAGAAAGGCACUCAAAUAUUGACUUUUUCAACUUUUAGAGUGGUGAAAUGGGCCAUGUGGAAGCAGGACGAAGGAUUCCACGGCAGGGCCCACAAACCCGACGAUAGUUGCUACGCCUUCUGGAUUGGUGCCACACUUGAGGUCUUUUUUGAAGAUUCUAAUCAAAAAAAUUGAUUUUUUUUCAAGAUCUUGAACCGGUACGAUUGUAUUGAUAAGCGUAGGUUACGCGACUUUUUGUUGAUCGCCCAACACUCGUUUAUGGGCGGUUUUUGUAAGCUUCCCGAGGUCGGCGCUCAUUCAGGUUUGUUGAAAAGAACAAUAAUUAUUAUUUCAAUAACAAUAAUCCAGGGAAAAAAGAUCUGCAAGAUUGGUUUUCAGUGAACUUUCACUCAUUUUGUCGGCAGUCCCAAUUAUCAAAAAUUAAAAAAGCUGGGGACUUGAAUCUUAUUCGAUUUUUUUUCAGGUUUCAUUGGCUUUCUAGUAGUUCAGUUAUCCAUCAACUAGCUUCACUCACCCGGAAAUUUCGUUUUAGCGGUUUCAGAGUUAGGGAAAACCCCUAGAGAAUCUUUCAAAAACUACUUCUAUGACGCCUCUACACCCGUGUUCUCUCUUUCUCUUUCUUGCUCCAAAUUUUCAAUUUUUAACUCAAUAACUUGUCAUUUGACGCUAAUGGAGCUUCUCGUACGAUUCAGUGUUUUUCUUAAAGUUGCUGAUAAGGUGACGCUGACACCACUCAAGAGAUCACUAAAUAGCUCAGGAUCGUCCAAAAAGUAAAUGGCGUUCCGCAUUGGUUCCAAAACAUUCUGACAUUGGAGAGAAAAUUUUUAAAAAUACUUUCUUCAAAAAAUUACAUUUUUAAAAGGUAAAUGAUUGCAGACCUUCUCCAUACUUACUUCUCCUUGGCGGCGAUGUCACUCCUAAAAGAGCCGCUUUUCUGGCCGGUCAACGCGGCGAUGAACGUGUCCCGACGUGCCUACGAAACUAUCAACUCGAACGUCUGGCGGAGGCCCCGGCUUUGA
Caenorhabditis auriculariae is the source of this 6341-nucleotide messenger RNA. NCBI's taxonomy places the organism in Eukaryota, Metazoa, Nematoda, Chromadorea, Rhabditida, Rhabditidae. The record is from the annotation of a GenBank genome assembly.